Molecule: messenger RNA, 973 nt
Organism: Scatophagus argus
Lineage: Eukaryota; Metazoa; Chordata; Actinopteri; Scatophagidae
Gene: nts
Product: neurotensin
Exons: 4
Coding region: 209-676 (155 amino acids)
Cellular component (GO): extracellular region
Molecular function (GO): neuropeptide hormone activity
Source: RefSeq, a predicted model, not a curated record
UGCAAGGAAGAGGAAGCAAGUUUGGAGCUGCAAGAGGAGGAGAAGAAGAAGCAGGAGAAGAGAAGGAGGAAGCUGCAGCAGCAUCACUUCAGACUCCUUUUCCAGCAUCUUUAGCUGUCUGACCCUGAACCUUAUGGACUAGAUCCCCCGUCGGGUGAAUCCUUCAGUGUGGAAUCCUUUCCUUUUUGGUUUUGUUUUGCUCAUCAAGAUGCAGGCACAGCUGGCGUGUAUUCUUCUCCUCUGUUUCACGUGUGGUGGACUUUGCACGGAUGUCGAUCAGGACCAGCGAGCGCUAGAAGAGGAGCUACUCGGCAGUCUCUUCACUUCUAAGAUGAAACAGAAUAAGCAGAGUGCCCCCUACUGGCGUGUGUCACUGGCCAACCUGUGUCGGAUGGUGAACAGCCUGCGGCAGGAGGCGUGGAGCGGCGAGGAGGAGGAGGACGGCGAGCUGAGGGAGGGGAGCCUCCAGCUGCUGGAGGAGCUGUACAACCUGCAACACAUCUGCCGGGCGCUGCAGAGCCGAGAGGAGAGGCUACUCCAGGACUCUCUAGAAUAUUUAGAGGAGAACAGCGACAGUCCGCUGAAACGGAAAUCACCCUACAUCCUGAAGAGGCAAGCUGCGCACACCACCAAGUCCCGGAGGCCGUACAUCUUAAAGAGAAGCACGAUUUACUGACAGCCGUCCCACAGGCCGACGUGACGAGUUCGGGGACCAGAUCAUAUGCUUUCUGUGAAGACGUGAUUGUGUUUUUUCCCCCCUUCUCUCUCUCUCUCUCUCUCUCUCUCUCUCCUUGUAGCUGAAAUGUUUUUUCUUUUCCCGUUGUUGUUUUUGAUCCAGUCAGACCCUUCCACUGUAUGUCCAGCAUUAAGGCCUGCCUGUCUUCUGCUCCUCCCAAGCGCGGGUCCUGAAAAUAAAAUCCUAAAGCAUCAAGCAAAUUGUGUAUCUCUGAGAAACUAUAUUUCUUUACUCUGU